CGGAAACGAACUGUCUUCCUUCCACAACUCUCUUCUCUCAAGUCUCAUCCCCACCAUUCAUUCAUGGCCACGCAAUAUUAACUCUUGAGUCUUGACCCCAUCCAAAGCCUUAUAAUUCCAUGUGGUAGAUUUAUUUUGUGAUCAGAAACUGGCCUUUUCCCAGUUUUUCUUGGAAAAUUCUGAUCUGGGUCUUUGUUAUUUUUUCUUGGAAAAUUCUAGUUUGUGUACAAUCUCUUUUGUCUGUUUGGGGGUGUUGUUCUUGUUCUUGUUCUGGUUUCUUGUGUUUUUACAUGUUAUUUUGGUCUUGGAAUUGCAGCUGUUGGUUGGUUUUGGAUUUGGUUUCAAGAAACAGGCAGUUAAAUAUGUUUGGUUCAGGCAUGAAUUUGAUCACAACUCUCAUUGGUUUUGGAAUGAGUGCAGCUUUUAUUGUGUUUGUUUGUACAAGAAUCAUUUGUGGGAGGAUUCGAGUGGCCCGGGAGAGACAAAUGUUUCAGACUGAUUCUAGGAUUGAUCUGGAACAGCCAGAGCAACAGAUUGGAGCCCUUGAACCAGUUGUAGUUGCUGCCAUACCCACCUUGAGGUUCAAUCAGGAGGCCUUCAGUUCUGUAGAAGAUGCACAAUGCUCAAUAUGCUUAGGUGAAUACCAAGAGAAAGAAGUUUUAGGAAUCAUGCCCACGUGUGGCCACAACUUUCACCUUUCUUGCAUCGACGUAUGGCUAAGAAAACAGUCCACAUGUCCUGUCUGUCGCUUGCCAUUGCAGGACACUUCUGAAGCAAAACGAAUGAGAACAGCAACAUUCAGGAUGGCUCAAUCUAUGGAUGGCCCUGAGGCUUCAGCUGACCAUUCCAUUGGAAACCAAAUCAACCAACUGCAUCCUGAUUCUGCUACUUGAAUUUCAGACAUGAACACAGGACAAGCAGGAAUGCGAAAUUGAUUGAGCAAAGAGAAAUGGUCUGCCUGGUCAAAAGAUCAAAGGAUCAAGUACAUAAUGACUAUUGCUGGGAUUCUGUACACCUUAUUUGUACAUAAAUUGCCAUUCCUUCAUUUGAUCGUGGGGUAGCACUGAUUGAGCUGUGGUGUAGCUGAUUCUCAGAAGCAUCUUCUGGGUUGGAAUUGAAAGAGAAAG
This is a messenger RNA of Durio zibethinus, 1127 nucleotides long. Its product is annotated as RING-H2 finger protein ATL5-like. The record is from RefSeq and is a predicted model, not a curated record. Lineage: Eukaryota; Viridiplantae; Streptophyta; Magnoliopsida; Malvales; Malvaceae.